Messenger RNA from Haliotis rubra (blacklip abalone), 1396 nucleotides. Its product is annotated as endoglucanase 4-like. Bases 2 to 1318 code for a protein of 438 amino acids. The transcript has 9 exons. NCBI's taxonomy places the organism in Eukaryota, Metazoa, Mollusca, Gastropoda, Lepetellida, Haliotidae. Gene Ontology annotation, molecular function: hydrolase activity, hydrolyzing O-glycosyl compounds. Gene Ontology annotation, biological process: carbohydrate metabolic process. The record is from RefSeq and is a predicted model, not a curated record.
AAUGGUCAACCGGAAGACCAAAGGUGUCCAUUACGCCGGAGACCAUUACUGUGUUCGGUUGACAGGUAACGUGUGCAGUGGGUCUGGCGAUCCCAGCGGAACUGCCGUCCUCGUCGACGUCACCAACGAUGGACAGACGCUGCCUCUUACCCCUGUUGUUACAGGAGCCCAAGCAACUAAGUACAACUAUGCUGAGAUCCUGAUGAAGUCCAUCUUGUUCUACGAAGCUCAGAGAUCCGGGAAACUCCCCCCUGACAACAGGAUCCCAUGGCGAGCUGACUCCGCCCUCAACGACAAGGGUGCUAACGGGGAAGACCUCACUGGAGGAUGGUACGACGCUGGCGACAACGUCAAAUUCAACUUCCCCAUGGCGUUCAGCACGACCCUCCUGACGUGGAGUCUGCUUGAAUACAAGGACGCCUACGAGAAGAGUGGUCAACUGGAGAAGAUGUAUGAAUGCAUCAAGUGGCCGCUGGACUACUUCAUCAAGUGCCACACCAAGCCCAACGAGCUAUACGCACAGGUUGGAGAUGGCGGUGCUGACCACGGCACAUGGACAAGCCCAGAGCGAAUGACCGGACGUAGACCAGCCUUCAAGAUUGAUGCAUCGGGUCCAGGGUCAGAUCUGGCCAUGGAGACAGCUGCAGCCAUGGCCGCUGGAUCCAUGGCCUUCAAAAAAAAAGACCCCGACUACUCGCGCACCCUGCUGAAACACGCCAAGGAGCUUUUUGAGUUCGGGAAGGCUCACCAGGGGAAGUACAGCUCAACUGUUUCCAAUGCCGCUGCCUUUUAUGCAUCUCAGGAUUACGAGGACGAGAACAGCUGGGGAGGCGUGUGGCUGUACAAGGCUACUGAAGACAAGACUUACCUAGAAUAUGCAGAGCAACACUUCGUGACAGCAAACACGGCCUUCCUCGCCCUGGCGGCCGGUGACGCUUGGCUCAACACAGACUCAUACCGGAAGUGGGCCAUGACGCAGCUCCACUACGCAUUUGGCGAUACAGGAAGAAGUUUUAUUGUCGGAUUUGGCGUCAAUCCACCACAGAGGCCACAUCACAGAGCAAGCUCCUGUCCCAUGCUUCCCGUUCCGUGUGAGUGGGAGUCUCAGACCCAGAAGGGCCCAAACCCCCACACCCUGUACGGUGCCAUGGUUGGCGGCCCUGGUAGAGACGACAGCUACAAAGACGACAGAAAAGACUACGUCAAGAACGAGGUGGCGUGCGACUACAACGCCGGCAUGCACGCCUCUACCGCAGCACUGGAACACCUCGCCAUUGCACACGCCCUGCCAACAACGUACAAAGAUGUGUGCCCCUGAACCACGCCUCGCUGUACAUAUAGAUUAAUUUUCAUCCGGGAAAGACAUCUUGCAUGAAAUAAAUAUUGUCACAUUUCA